Messenger RNA from Verticillium alfalfae VaMs.102, 1496 nucleotides. RefSeq names its product ubiquitin-conjugating enzyme. Lineage: Eukaryota; Fungi; Ascomycota; Sordariomycetes; Glomerellales; Plectosphaerellaceae. Gene Ontology annotation, molecular function: ubiquitin conjugating enzyme activity. Gene Ontology annotation, biological process: protein polyubiquitination; proteasome-mediated ubiquitin-dependent protein catabolic process. The transcript is spliced from 3 exons. Bases 474 to 1184 code for a protein of 236 amino acids. The record is from RefSeq and is a predicted model, not a curated record.
GAGGCGAAUCCGAGACAGACCCAACCACGAGCUGAUGCCUCCUGACUCUUCCGCACGAAGUCGCAUCUAGUGCCUACCGGCAUCUCCAAGAUUUCCAGACCGCCUUGAAUCGAUCAAAACUUGACUCCUUUCAUACCUUCUCCACGCUCGUCUCUUUCCUCUCUCUUCAACCCCUGACAACCCCUCUCGGCAACUUUCACCCCGCCUGCGACUCACGAACCUACACCACGACACAGACAACAAGCGAUUCUGCGACGAACCAUCCGCUGGAUAUCUUCGUCUGACUGGUGAUCAACGAAGCCAUCCGUCCCCCCGUCAGCCCUUAGGCGAACAUCUUGGAAGCGUUCGGAAAAGCGAUUGCAAAGUGCAGACAGUCACACCCUUCUCCCUGCCUCGAGCCCCGGUCGUCAUCCAAUCCCGGAUCCGGCGCUUCUACUUUUCGGGGACCUUCUUCUACCUACGGCUUGCACAAAAUGGCGCAGAAGCGUCUCAUGAGUGAGCUGCAGACGCUGCAGAAGGAGAAAUGGGUGUAUAUCGACGUCGAUGAGCAGAACGUUCUGAAGUGGAAGAUCGGUCUCAUGGUCGUGAACCCGGACAGUGUCUUCAAUGGCGCAUACCUCAAGGCCGCCAUGACCUUCACCUCCGAAUACCCCUACCAGCCCCCGACCUUCCAGUUUCAGACCAAGAACAUCGUCCACCCGAACGUCUACUUCGACGGCAAGCUGUGUAUUUCCAUCCUCCACAAGCCAGGGGAGGAUGAACAGUCAGGCGAACAAGCUUGCGAGCGUUGGUCACCUCUGCAAGGUGUCGAGUCCGUCUUGCGAUCUGUCCUGCUGCUCCUCGAUGACCCGGAGAUCAACUCGCCCGCGAACGUUGAUGCUGGAGUCCUGUACCGCGACAAUCGCGAAGAAUACAACAAGAGGGCUUCCGAGACGGUAGAGACGUCCAGGAAAGACAUACCUGAGGGCGUCAAGUUCCCUACAACCGCCGACCUGGAGCCUGUGCCGCAAAAGCCCGUGGACGACGAUGCAUUCUGGAAUGAGACAGAUGACGAGGGCGACUUUGACCUGGGUGGCAGCGACAGUGACUUUGAGAUGGACGAAUACAACGAGGACGAAGAAGAUGACGACGCCGACGAUAGUAGCAACACGGCUGCCGGGAAGAAGGAUAACACUAAGGCCUGAAGCUAAGCCGUGUCAUUUAGACCGCGCCCGAGGUGUUAGAUGUAGUGAGCGAGGCGUUGCUCACUUGACGUUUGGAUUUGCUUUUUUUUUUUGGACUUCCAGCGAAGGACUUAUGCAUAGCGACGGUCCAUGGCGUUGAGAGGUAGUUUUUUGAGGCCGGUGGCUUGUGUCAGGACAGGGGCAUCACCGACAGGAUCUCAUUAUUGGAUUCUGGUGAGCGGCCGGGGAUGUUGGUGGCCCAGGCAUCGUCGUGAAUAGAGUACCGCAAACGGGUGCUUGUUAGAGCAGCCAAUAUAUUCCUUCCAGCGUACU